UCAUCAAAUUAGCUAUUCAGUGAAUUUAAUAAUAACUUGAAACAUAUUUAUAAUUAUAUAAUGGCGUCCACAUCAAAGGAAAAUAUGACCCCAAGUUCGCCUCAAGAUAACGACGACAGUUUGGAGCCAGGCGCGUGUCCCGAGAGUGUUCUAAAUCCCACCGACUCUUUCGAAGAGUUUGCAACUGAAAUGAGCUCAAGUCUAGACGAAAGGAACACGCUCGCAAAAAAGACGAGCACAAUAAGUGAGAUUCAGAGUGAAAUUUUGAAAACAGCGGCUGAAACAUCACAACUUAAAAACACCAAAUCUACUGAUGAUUUACAAAGUAAAGAUGAUUCAAUGCCAGCAUCAGCAAGCUGCUCAAAUUUGGUGGAAGAAAACGGAGAAAAUGAUGAGAUUGAGAAUUAUUUACACUCACCAGAGUUAAUUAAUAAAGAGAAGCAUGUAUUUAUACUUAGUUCAGCCGGUAAACCUAUAUAUACAAGGUAUGGCAAUGAAGAUAAAUUAGCCGGGCUGUGCGGAGUGAUACAAGCACUUGUCAGUGUGGUAGAGGAACAGAAUCAGGAUAUUCUACGGUCUAUAAUUACAAAGGACUGUAAGGCAGUUUUCCUCGUAAAAGGCCCUUUGAUUCUUGUAGCAGUCUCAAAGUCCAAUGAAAGCGAAACACAGCUGGUCCUACAACUCACGUAUGCUUAUAAUCAAAUUGUGUCGGUAUUAACCCUAACACAGCUGAACAGAAUAUUCGAACAACGACGGAACUAUGAUCUGCGACGACUACUAGCGGGAGCGGAAAGACUCAUAGAUCAUUUGCUCAUUUUCAUGGAGAAAGAUCCAGCAUUCUUACUUGGAGCAGUAAGAUGUCUGCCCCUACCGGAAAAGUCUAGAGAGAGCAUUACCAAUGCUAUCAUAUCUUCAUGCAAUAAAAUAAGAGAUCUGGUAUUUGCUAUUCUGUUAGCUGGUAACCAACUGAUUACGCUGGUUAGGAUGAAGAAGUACACACUUCAUCCAUCAGACAUACAUUUACUGUUUAAUUUAGUGAGAAGUUCCGAAUCUUUUAAAACUGCAGAGAGUUGGACGCCUAUUUGCUUGCCCAAAUUUGAUGCGACAGGCUUUCUUCAUGGACACGUAUCAUAUAUCUCAGAGGACUGCCAAGCUUGCCUCCUGCUGCUGACAGUUCAGAGGGAUGCCUUCUAUCCAUUAUCACAAGCCAAGCAUACAAUAGCGGAGAAACUACGAAAGUCCAAAUGCCUCGUAGCUAUAAACGACGCCUUGAAUCGCAGCCAAGAGUUGCCUACAACUAAUCCUUUGAAACACAUUGGUAUACCAGAAAUCAGGCAUUUUAUGUACAAAUGUAAGUCAACAGCACAGCUGUUUACUUCCGAUCCCAUCUGCCUGGACAGAUUACAGGAUUACAGGCAGAGGCAUAGAGAAGGUGGUGAUAUUACACAGAAGAAAAUAACCAAACUCUCCGAUAUAGACUAUGUGAGAAAUUACAGAGAGUUUAGCAAUCAAAUACACUGUGCCACCACACCAGCUAAGUUAAUAUUCAGAUCUAACUGUGAAAAUACAGUACUAGCGUGGGUGACCAAUGGUUUUGAGCUGUACGUAACAUUUGACGCGUUAAUGGAAAAGGACCACGCAAUACGAGCAGUAGACCGUCUUCUGUGCUGGAUCAAGAGGGAAGAGAAGAGCAUAUUCAUCAUGAACGCACCAACCUUCUAGCCCAAGGUUACCCUCAGUACUAUGAUCAAGAAUUCGAUCAGUCGAAAUUCUAGUACUGAGAAUUGAAAUUAUCACUAUCUGUGAUAUAUGGCAAUAAUAUAAUCAACCAAGCCCAAUGUAUAUAAUUUGCAAGCAAUGUAUUUUGCCUGGUGGCCAAAAUGGAACUUAAAAGACUUAUGUGUUCUGUGUCUAAACUUAAGCUUUAAAGCCUCCACACGUCGGCAGUCGCAUCUGUAGACGUCGUCUGCAUCUGCCGACGUGAAGAGGGGCUUCAACAGAUGUAUCCGCCGACAUGUAGAGGCGACUACAGGGCGCUUAUUGAGAUUACAGGCCAAACCCACUAGUGAGGCAG
Molecule: messenger RNA, 2074 nt
Organism: Aricia agestis (brown argus)
Lineage: Eukaryota; Metazoa; Arthropoda; Insecta; Lepidoptera; Lycaenidae
Gene: Mon1
Product: protein SAND
Exons: 6
Coding region: 61-1722 (553 amino acids)
Biological process (GO): endosome to lysosome transport via multivesicular body sorting pathway; protein targeting to vacuole
Source: RefSeq, a predicted model, not a curated record